GUAAACUUUACAUCACCGUGUCCUGUAGAAUUUUGUGAGCUCCGGAACCGGAAGUGAUCCUGGGAAUCUAUCCCGACCCAGUGCACCGGAGUCGCUUCAGAUUUGGGACAAGGGAUGAGCACCUGAAACUCCACAUAUAGACACAUGUCUACAAUGUACUCUUCUCCCCGGCCACAGUCUCUAUACGUAUUAGAUAGGGUCACUUGUCUGAAUUUCUGCCUAUGGAAAAGAUCUACCAUUCAGCUGUAAAUGCAUCACAAACAGGCCACCCAGGAUGAGGAAAGCAAGCAGGAGCACAAGCUCUGCCCCCAAAGUACCUGCCACCAACAAACCACAGGGCAGUGAGCGGGCAAAAUCAGACAGCAGCGCACCUACAUCAACCAAGGUAUCCCGUCCGGGGUCAUCUUUAUCAAAGGCUAAAAGUAAUGAUGAUCUCCUAGCUGGAAUGGCUGGCGGGCCGCCAGCAAGUAAUGGUGUGAAGGUAAAGAAAAGCAGUGUGGCAUCAAACCCCAGUUCCGGAGCAGCGAUGAGUGGAUCAGAUAGCAAAACAAGAAGCAACACAGGCAGCACCAGCACAAAGAGAAGUGGCUCAUCUGGGACCAAAGAGGCAGGAUCAUCUCGAGAGAGAGUGCGCGAACGUUCUCGUUUGAAUGCAAGCAAAAAAAUACAGAGUUCAGGCGUUGAUAUUGGAGAGACAUCUGCCUCAACAAAACGCUCUCGGGCCCGUGCAGAGUCUGAUGUUCUUCGUAUGAGCAAAUCAAAAUCUGACAACCAGAUAAGUGAUCGUGCUGCUCUUGAAGCUAAAGUAAAAGACUUGGUAAGCCUGGCCAAGAGUAAAGAUGCUGAAAUUUUGCUUCUUCGCACAGAGCUAAGGGACAUUAGGACACAGUUAGGAGAAGAUCUCUCUGACAAGAGUCCUGAAGAAGUCCCCAUAGUGCAGCUGCAGGAGCAGAAUGCGGUGGUACGAGAGGAGCUGCAGCAGCUGAAGAAUGAAAACCGCAUGCUAAAAGAUCGUUUGAAUGCAUUAGGUUUUUCAUUGGGUCAGCAGCUAGAUGUUGCAGAGAAACUAUAUGGCUACCAAUCCAUGGAUAUGGCUGCUGGCAGCCACAGUGACUGUGGCGGAGGUACUUUAGCCUCCUCUGUAGAGGGCUCUACACCUGGCUCAAUGGAGGACCUCCUCAGCCAGGAUGAAAGUACCCUGACAGGAGAGAGGAGGAGUAUUUCCAUCGAUAAUUUAGACAGCGAGUGCAGUGAGGUUUACCAGCCUCUCACCUCAAGUGAUGAUGCUCUUGAUGCUCCUUCUUCAUCCUCUGAAUCGGAAGGUCUUCCUAGUACGGAGCGAUCCCGCAAAGGCAGUAGUGGAAAUGUAAGUGAGGUCUCUGUGGCAUGUCUUACUGAACGUAUCCACCAAAUGGAAGAGAACCAACAUAGCACAUCUGAGGAGCUGCAGGCCACACUACAGGAGUUGGCUGAUCUGCAGCAGAUAACCCAAGAGCUAAACAGUGAAAAUGAGAGGCUAGGAGAAGAGAAGGUCAUUUUGAUGGACUCCCUGUGCCAGCAGAGUGACAAGCUAGAGUUAUUCAGCCGUCAGUUGGAGUAUGCCAGAGCUCUUCUUGAUGAGCACCAUGUGUCAUACUCUCUAGAUGAGGACCUAAAGAGUAGCAGGUAUUUAGACCUAGAGCAAAGAUAUAUGGAGUUGGCUGACAGUGGCCGCUUUGAGCGAGAGCAAUUGUUGGGUGUUCAGCAACAUUUGAGCAAUACUCUUAAAAUGGCAGAGCAGGACAAUAAAGAUGCACAGGAUGUAAUAAGAGCCCUUAAGGAGAGGAAUCACCAUAUGGAGCGCAUUGUGGAGGCUGAGCAACAUGCCAAGCAGGCACUCGCUGCAACUUUGGAGGAAUACAAAACUUCCCUAAAUGCUGAUCAGGCCGAAUGUUCACGUCUAAAAACUCAACUGGAACAGGAGAAACAAAGGGUCUCGGAGCUGUACGCUAUACACAGCUCUGGAGAUGCCUCUCAUAUCCAGAAUCUACUGGAAAGUGUGCGUUCCGAUAAAGAAAAAGCAGAGACUCUGGCAGGAAACCUACAGGAGGAGUUGGUGCAUUUACAGAGUGACCUCAGAAGAAUACAAGAUGCCUUUGACAAGCUGGAAGAUGAAUAUAGAGCGUUCCGUGAGGAGGCACAAAAACAGGUGUCAGAGUUGACUCUGGCCCUGGAUAAGGUGAGGAGUGAGUUGGAAGAGAAGGAAACGGAGCGUAGUGACAUGAAGGAAACCAUAUUUGAACUGGAGGAUGAAGUUGAGCAGCACAGAGCUGUGAAAUUACAUGACAACCUCAUCAUAUCAGAUCUUGAGAACGCAGUGAAAAAGCUGCAGGAUCAAAAACAUGACAUGGAGCGUGAGAUUAAGAUAUUAAAUCGGAAGUUGCGGGAGGAGUCUGCCGAGUGGCGCCAGUUUCAAGCUGAUUUACAAACAGCUGUUGUUAUUGCUAAUGAUAUCAAGUCGGAAGCACAAGAAGAAAUCGGUGAGCUAAAACGCCGACUUCAUGAGGCACAAGAGAAGAAUGAAAAACUUUCAAAGGAACUAGAGAAUACCACAUCCCGCAAGCAAGAAGAAGAAAGGGGUCGGGUCUAUAAUUACAUGAAUGCAGUGGAGAGAGACCUGGCUGCGCUGAGACAAGGAAUGGGUCUAAGUCGUAGGUCUUCCAACUCUUCUGAACCCACACCCACAGUCAAGACUCUUAUUAAAUCAUUUGACAAUGCAUCUUCACCAGCCCCAAGUCCAGCAGUAGCAGCUACUGCAGCAGCAGCUUCAAUGCCCCGCACGCCCCUCAGUCCUAGCCCAAUGAAGACCCCACCUGCAGCUGCUGUGUCCCCCAUGCAGAGACACUCCAUCAGUGGCCCGAUAUCUUCCACAAAAUCAUUGCAAGGCCUGUCAGAGAAAAGACCAAGUUAUGCUGAAAUACCAGUGCAAGAUCAUUUGCUAAGAGCAGCUUCCAGCGCCAGAACCGCAUCUUCCUUGCCAAGGGUCCCGGCCAUGGACAGCACCAAAUCUAUUGCUGUGUCACGCCGGAGCAGUGAGGAACUGAAACGUGACAUCACUGUGCCCGAUGGGGGUUCUCCUUCUCCUUUGAUGACAAUGACCUCAUCUUCCCCGCAACUUUCUCUCACUUCUUCCUCUCCUACAGCGUCUGUUACACCAACUGCUCGAAACCGCAUCAGCCUGUAUUAUAGACCCGAGAUGCAUUCACAAUUGCUAAUGGAAACAGUCGACAGACACACCCUUAACAGGGAAGAGAGGAAGGACCCCUUGUCAGCCCUUGCAAGGGAAUAUGGUGGCUCAAAGAGGAAUGCUUUGCUAAAAUGGUGUCAGAAGAAGACUGAAGGAUACCCGAAUAUCGAUAUUACAAAUUUCAGCAGCAGUUGGAAUGAUGGUCUAGCAUUCUGCGCUUUACUGCACACCUAUCUUCCUGCCCACAUCCCAUACCAGGAGCUGAGCAACCAAGACAAGAGGAGAAAUUUCACUCUGGCAUUCCAAGCAGCUGAAAGUGUGGGCAUCAAAUCUACCCUGGACAUAAACGAAAUGGUACGAACUGAGCGCCCAGACUGGCAGUGUCUCAUGACGUAUGUGACAUCAAUCUACAAAUACUUUGAAACCUGAAAUUGAAUCUUGCUUAUGUCUGUCAAGGCCCUCCUACACCGUCUGGAAUUUUUGAGUGGAAUUAUGGACACAAGAUUUGCCAUUCAUAUGAAGUGAGGAGUGGUAGAAGUGUCUUAAGUGCCCUGCAUCUUAAACAGAUCUUACAGACUAUGAUACACUCAUCCGUCUACGUGAGCUAAGGGUCAUCCCAUUUUCAGAUUGUAGUAUCUCAGGAUGCAGCUUGUGCCAAGGCAGUGGAAGCAACAAGAUUAAUGCAGAGGGUUGUAUCAGUUUUUAAGUCUUGCUGAUGUUCUCCUAGUGCCUUAGCAAUGUGUGAUCCUUACAGAUGCUCUGAUCACCAUCAAAAAGAAAAAUGAAUUCCAAGAUCCAUAGAAAAAGGAUACACACUAAUGCACAUAUUGUGCAAACAUCUUAGCUGCUGCCUUUAUAUUCCUGAUUGUCCCCUGUUAUUGUGCCUAUAACACUAGUGACAGUACAUGUGAAUGUUUUGCUCCAUUCAGCUCUUGGCCUUCGGACAUAUGAGAGCUGUAAAUGACACAACCGAUUGCUGCAUGUACAGUGUUUCUGCAGACUGACCAAACCGAGAUACAGCUGCUCAGAUGUUCCCAGGCUGUGUCCUGCACAAACCGUGGACUCAAUGUCCCAUGUUUCUUUUAGGAACUUUUUUAAAGAAUCUACACAAGCUACAUACCAGGCUCGGUACAUGUUUCCUUCCGCAGGUGCUUUCCCAGGAGGGUUUAAUUAAUAUCCCGAUUUUUUUUGUUUUGUUUUCUAUUAUUAAAAUGGAUGCUUCUCAUUUCAAUCACAAUGAAGUGCUAGCAUUCCUGCUAACUAAUUCCUCCAGGCUUCAUCUGGAUUCAACGUCAUUUCAGCAUCCUGUAAAAUGAAGAGUUGCUGAUUUUUGUUUCUUUUUUAUUUUUGUUUGUAAUCGUUAACGGUUCUGUUUACCAAUUCCAUCUCUUUUUCAUUAUCAUUCCACUUAGCUUUAUGGGCCAAGAAAAAGAGAACCCUGCAAUGGCUUCCCAAUAUAUAUACUUUUACAUUGGGACAGCAUACAUCUUUUACCUAGGAGCUGACUUGGAGGAUUUACAAUUUUUGGGUAAAGCCUUGUAGCAUAAGAGAAAGGCAGUGUUACUUUAAUCCGUUAGUUUUAUGAUUCCAUGUCUGCCUUGCUGUAGCACAUUGUAUAAUGUUAGAAUGAACCUUACAUUCUUAGGCUAUGGUUUACACAUCGCUUUUAACACUGAUGUGCAAAUCUGAGGCUGACCCCCAUUUCCACUGCGAACGGUACAGGUUACAUUCGAGGAUCAAUCCUAGUGUCAUUCAUUAGGGCUAAUCCUCUGCUCUUCUGUGCGGAAUCAGAGGCAACAAGGUAGCAUGCUAUUGGUUCUAAGACAACAUUACAUGUGAACCAGGUUGCGGAAAUCCCUAUCACAUGUAAGGGAUGUGGAUUGUUGGUGCAUCUGAUGCAGAAGUCUAAUACAUGUAAGGCCCCUUUCACACCGCCGGUGCUCCCUGUCAAGAACGGCCGUCAGUGUCUUUUUAUUUUUUUUUCUUUUUCUGACUUUAAAGCCCGUUCUCAUGACUGGGAGCAAUGGGCAACGACAGAUCCCAUUUACUACUAUGGGGGCCGCCGGGUGCCGUUAUUUAUAGUGGGAGAAAAAUAAAGGCAGAAGCAGUGAUUUUUCUCCCACUAUUCUGCCCGGCUCUCCCAACGGCCAUCACACUGCCAUGUACUCACAGCAGUGUGAAAGAAGCCUAAGCAGGACCAUUAAGGGGUCGGCCUCUUUAAGCCUAGAGUGGAAAGCCAUUACAGUGUUGCUCUCACCGUGGUGUAUGUAUGUUACAAAGACACUGAUUUGUAAUGUCUAAUUAAAGAAUGAUGGUACAGCCAGAAUGCUUAGCAAGAAAUCCAUUUGAUCCGAAUAAACAUGUUUAGCUGGUGCAGAUUCCCUGCUACCUUCACAUGUUACAUUACUUUGCAGCUAUUUGUGAAUGUUUUCUGCCAAUUGGAUUUUGCAGUGGAUUUCUUGCCUUCUUAUUGCCAGCCUUAGGUGUUGAUAUGAGGUCAAGUAUACAGGGCAUUCAUUGUUAAAUACCAUUUACUUAGAACUCUAUAGGUAUAUUUUAUAAUGUACAUUUCCCUGGUUAAUUUAUUGUGUUCUGUUAUUUCAUAACUUUUCUCACAUGCACAACUGUAGAAAGUAAAUGUUUUGCCAAAAAAAACAUUUUUUGUACGUGAAAAUCUGAAUGCGUCUUUGUAACCAUUACUGUAUAUGUUAAGUACAAAGUAUUUAAACAGAGACUGCCUUCAUAAAGAAAACAAAUGUCCUUGCAGUUGCAUUGAUACUUUAAGCUUUAACUACAUCCUGGCAGCAGAGCCCUGAGUAACAAUAAAAUAUUUAUGCCAUCGUGUAGGUUUUUCUCUGCAAGCAAGGAGAUAAUGGCAGUGUUUUACUAUUAUUUUAUUAAUAACAUAUAUAUUACAUAUGAUAUAUGUAAACAUGCGUUGGCUUUACGAUGCAAAAGGGCAUUUCCAAAAUAAAAACCUAAAGCUUCA
Molecule: messenger RNA, 6215 nt
Organism: Hyla sarda
Lineage: Eukaryota; Metazoa; Chordata; Amphibia; Anura; Hylidae
Gene: SPECC1L
Product: sperm antigen with calponin homology and coiled-coil domains 1 like
Exons: 18
Coding region: 275-3655 (1126 amino acids)
Biological process (GO): actin cytoskeleton organization
Cellular component (GO): microtubule organizing center; filamentous actin
Molecular function (GO): protein binding
Source: RefSeq, a predicted model, not a curated record